AUUUUGUGUGAACCGUGCGAACGUGUAUUUUUUAGCUACAAUUUUCUUGCUGUUCUGUUAUAGUAGCGGCUUGUGGCGUUCAGAAAAAUCAAUUUCGGGAUGGCCAAACGAGGUAGGAAAAGAGCAAAGACAGCUCUUAAAAAGGCAACUGCUUUUUCAGUAGGUACCGCAGUCGAUGUCCCUCAGAAAGUUCAUCCUGCUAGAGACGAUUGCUAUCCGUUAAAUAAGUUGUGUCGUUUGUGCUUGCUUUCCAACAUCAACAUGGAACCGAUUUUUGCUUAUUCCGGAGACACCAGACUUUCUGAUAAAAUUUUUGAAUGUACUAAUUUGAAGAUUAAUGAAAGUAGUGAACAAGGAAUCCCGACGGCUAUUUGUGGUCAAUGCAAAAAGCAGCUAGAUCAGUGUCAUGAAUUUCGUCUGCUUUGCUGGAAAAAUAAUGAAGUUCUGCAAAAUUUGCAUGCAAUCCUAAAUCCGAAAAAAACACCUGAGUCGAAAAAUUGGUCCACUCCCGUUGUUCAAUUGAAAAAACUGGAUAUUAGUGUUAAUCACAUGCAAAGCGGACAAACGGACUUAUCCAAGCUGUACACUCCGCCUCGAGCUGGAAGGAAAAUUGCAAUUGCAAAACGCAAUUUUGGCGAAAUUUCAUUAGAACAGCUUUAUACCCCAUCUCGACGUGGUGCAUUCUCAUCCAAAGCUUAUCCUCGCUUUUCAAAAGAACUAGUUGUACGUCUAGUUCCAAUGUCUGCUUCGCUUAUCAAUAAGUACCGAAAGGCCACUGUGACAAAGACAAAAGCUGCAAUGAAAUUAUUUUCCCAGCCGAAAGGGGCUUUGCAACGGGUUUCGAAUAAAUCAAAUAACUCAGUUGCUAAAGCUAAAAUUGAAAAACGUAAUUCGCCAAUGGUGAAGAAAACUACCACCAAGUCUUCUAAAGUGAAAAAAGCAGCGAAAAUGACACCUCCGACGAUAAAGAAAUCUAAAACAAAACGAACCGAAAUCUCGAUGCCUCCGAAGAAAAGAAAGGAAAAUUUUCCAACUCCUGUGCCAGCCAUGGUGACUUGUCUGUUGUGUACUAAUACAUUCAACAAUCAGAAAACACUUAGCCGACAUAUGAUUGCUCACGAAAAUAACCGCAAGCAAAAUCGCGUCUUUGGUUGCGAAGUUUGCCGAAAGGAAUAUUUGAAACAGGCCCAACUGACAGAACAUCUGCAGAGCGCAGAACAUAUUGCAUGUGCUGGACCCAGUGCAUUGGAGGAGACCGAUGUAUCUAUUCUUCCUGACAAUGAUGAUGAGCAAAUGCAAGUAGUUUCUGGAGAAAUGUCGAAAAAUAUGUCUACUACUGACGCAGAGGCAGAAGAAAUCACAGACCAACCUGUAAUUUAUGGAUCUGAUCACCGGCAGCCGUCUCCAGACACAAACGACGCGUCCCAGCAAGAGGAUGAUCAUACUCGAUCAAGCCCGAAAUCCGCCGAAGCAAACCAGAUAGAAGCGAACAUCGAACCAUCAGCGACCAACGAAGUUCCUGUCAAUCGUGAUGCUAGUCCCAUUCCAGUGGACAGCGAAUCAUCAAUUUCGCGAGACGGGGGCGUACAGUACAGCGACGUUUGCUCGACAAACAAUGCAGAAAACUUGUUCAACGGUAGCGGAACUGAGUCUUUCAAUUCCUCGCGACGUGUCACCUUUUCCGAUAUAACUGAAGUUGUUGAAUAGCUUUUGUUUUGAUCAGUGUAGUGUACGAUUUCUUUUUUACUUUUUUUGUUUUUAAGACACAGAUACUAUGUUUACAAUCGUUUUAUGAUACAGAACCUUCGACCGAAUUUUAAUAUUCUUUUCAAAUGAAUGUAGUAUGUUACGAUACCAUAAAAUAGGCUUACAGUAUCAGCAUCUUGAUUAUCAAACAAUUCAUCACUUAGAGAAAGCAGCAGCGAACACUAAUAGGAAAUAUAUCAGCUUCCAGGUGAUGUCAGCUAUUAAAUGGAGUAUUUUUUUAAGAUCUGGCAAAAGAAAAACAGGUUGUAUACAAAUAACAGCCUCUUCGUACUAUGGAUAAAAAGCAAACAAAGCCAAGUACACAAUAAAUUA
Molecule: messenger RNA, 2079 nt
Organism: Sabethes cyaneus
Lineage: Eukaryota; Metazoa; Arthropoda; Insecta; Diptera; Culicidae
Exons: 5
Coding region: 100-1707 (535 amino acids)
Cellular component (GO): nucleus
Molecular function (GO): zinc ion binding
Source: RefSeq, a predicted model, not a curated record